CGGAUUUCUACAAAAAGUCCCAUCUCUCCUGGAUCAGGUAUAUCCCACUGUACAUUUACUGAUCGUCCAGGCGCAGCAUUCACUUGCUCUGCCCCAUCUUCUCACGUUCGUUCUCAUCAUCAUCGCCGCAACUUCACUCAUCAACGAACUCGCUGAAAGAACUACUCGGGCGGAAAGAAUCAUGUAUAUUCCUGCCACGAUAUCGUUACUUCUCCUCUCCUUUAUACCUUCGAGUGUAGCUUCCUCCGAAGCAAAGCCAAAGCCACCUCCCAAGCCAUGUACCAUACAUUCCACAGCCACCGGUUCCUUCUUCGACUUGCGUCCAUUACAACUAGCCCUAGAUGGCACAAAAUAUCAGACUGCAACUAAUGAGUCCUUCCAUGCUCGAGGAUUUGACUAUCCUGCCAACUUCACAAUGAACUUUUGUGGCCCGGUCGUGGAACCUCUGGACGAUGUCGAAGGAAUUCCUUCUUCAAAAGUCGCCAAUGUGUCGGCAUUCUACAAAAAUCAAAGAGGAGAUAUCUACAGCAUUGGACAGCAGAACGAUGAGCUCAUCUUUCGGGGCAAGAAGUUGCUCCUAAACUAUACAAUGGGCUCGCCUUGCCCGGAACUCGACGAGGAUGGCAUUCCCAUCGACGAGGAUGUCAUGGCGAGCAAAGAUCACAAGAGAAGGAAAUCAACACUCUUGUCCUUCAUCUGUGACACCUCUCCAAGUCUCUCGACUCGUCCGGCCAUAUCAUUUCUCGGCUCUCCUGACCACUGCUCUUACAUCUUCGAAGUGCGCUCGAGAUACGCCUGCGGCGGAACCACGCAAUCUGAAGAGAAGGGCACAUUGGGUCCGGGCGCCGUCUUCGGUGUCAUACUCGGUAUUGCGUUGCUGGUGUACUUGAUCGGUGGCGUCGUUUACCAGCGCAACGUGAUGCACCAGAGAGGAUGGAAACAAUUACCCAACUACAGUGUGUGGGCUGGCUUGUUCAGCUUUAUCUCAAGGCCUUUUCUUCUCCGUCGCCCCAGCCGACAAGCGCCAAGUCCAAGGAUCGGGAUCUACGACUUCAAGUCCAACUUACCAUAGCUGCGCUGACAUCAUGUUACUUCACAAUCUAGGACAUGUUCGUCAUCCUUUUCUCUUCUUGCACGCAGCGAAUGCCCGGCGGAGUGACUCAACUCUUUGCGGGCCGUCGAGGAUACCAUCGUGUCGGAACCGACGAGCGAGUGGGCCGAGGACGUACGCCAGACGAUGAGAACAGACUGAUUGAUCAGCUCGACGAAGAGUGGGAAGAUUGAAAUUCACAGCCCCGGAGAUAAGAUGAGGCUCGCAGCAAUUUGUUGCUAUACCAGGGAACAUUAUAUGGCUGAGCGAAUGGCACUUUGGACUUGAAUUUCAAGCCAACGUAAAUCCCAAGUGACUCAAUCCACGCAGGAUCUUCCCAGCUAUUGAUCCGAUGCCACAACUGUUAAGCAGGAGGCUUGUGAUCGGGGAAUUGAGAGCCACUGUCACUUCCCAUACCAGCACCAGCAGCAGGCAUGUCACCGAAAUCCAUACCGUCAAGAGCGGUAUUGCCAAAUUCAUCCAGACCGCCACCAUAAUUCGGCGGCUCAAUGUUGAAGGGCAACAACCACGCCGAAGAACCUGUGUCCAUCAUGCCAUUUCCGCCAGCAAGAGGGUCGUUGUACCCAAAUCCAUUCAGAUCCAGUUGUUCCCAAGGAUUGGUAUUGCCAAAGGUCUCCAUCGAAGUCGAAUCAUUGUUCAGAUUCGCAAGGCUGGGAGUACCAUGGUUGGUGUCGUUGGAAGGGUCGAUGCCGGUGUACGCGCCAAAGACCAUUUGUCUGUCAAUUGCUGGAAGGGUAUUUAUCCAGUUCAUGUUGACAUGGGGCAAAUUGUCAAAGCUAUAAGGGUCAGGACCCUGGGACUGCCCGCCCAUCUGUGGUGUCUGGUAUAGCGAGGGUGACGUGGUGUCGAAGUCGGCUGGGUUGAAUGGUUGAUUGACAUGGAGUUCUCCCGCAUUGCUUGACAGUCGCGGCCUUCCUUGCUGCGGUGCAGGUUGUGCUUGCUGUGCAGCCGUCGUAGAUUGAAUAGAGCCGGCUGGUGCUCCGGAAGCAGAAACAGAAACAGAGGC
Exophiala xenobiotica is the source of this 2117-nucleotide messenger RNA. RefSeq lists its product as hypothetical. The transcript has 2 exons. The coding region runs from base 182 to 1072 and encodes 296 amino acids. NCBI's taxonomy places the organism in Eukaryota, Fungi, Ascomycota, Eurotiomycetes, Chaetothyriales, Herpotrichiellaceae. Gene Ontology annotation, biological process: vacuolar transport. The record is from RefSeq and is a predicted model, not a curated record.